AUGCCGCUCCAACUAGAUGAGGAUGCCUGGCAUAAGAUUCUGUGGGGCUCUGUCUACGUUGUGGGAAUCAUUGGAUCACUAUGGGUCUAUGGUAUACAGCAGGAGCGUAUCAUGUCGGUUCCGUAUGGGGACGACAUGUUCAAGACCUCUGUGUUUCUCGUCUUCUGUAACCGAUUCUGUGCCAUAUGGUUUGCCUUUGCCAUGACGAAGAUCCGUGGGGAGGAGUGGCAGCUAAAGGCCCCUCUGGUCUCAUACUUGAUUGUGUCUUUAUCCAAUGUCUUUGCAUCCACGUGCCAGUACGAAGCUUUGAAGUAUGUGUCAUUCCCCGUUCAGAUGCUUGGGAAAAGCUUCAAGAUGAUGCCUGUCAUGCUGUGGGGCAUGGUCAUCUCGUCCAAGGCAUACACAGUCAAGGAGUGGGCUGUCGCCUUCUUCGUGACGUGGGGUGUGACGCAGUUCUUGCUGACUGGACCUAUUGCAACUGAAUCGGGUGAGAAUGAUGACCACACAAGCAACAGUGUCAAAGGCCUUUUGCUCCUGGUGCUUUUCCUUGCGCUGGAUGGCAUCACUUCACCAAUGCAAGAGAAGCUUUUCAAGGAAUAUCAGCUCUCCAAGUACAACCAGCUGUUGUGGGUGAACACCUUCUCAGCCAUCGUGUCAAUGACCACACUCUUGACUAGCGGCGGGUUGUCGGAUGCCCUCGGCUUCAUCCGCAUGCACCCGCCCUUGCUUGGGGAUGCGAUGACCCUCAGCGUGUCACAGGUUGCAAGCCAAUGGUUCAUUUACUCGCAGAUCAAGGACUUCGGCGCCUUGGUCUUCGCUGCCACGAUGAAUGUUCGACAGCUGGUGUCAAUCAUUACUUCCUAUAUCAAGUACGGCCACUUCAUAACCGGCCUGCAAGUGCUUGCGCUUGGUUUCGUCUUUGCGGCGUUGUUCUACAAGAGUUAUGAUGGCCUCACGUCUGAGACUCCAGACAAGAAGGCUGAGAAGGCUCCUCUUGUACCCAAGGAAGGCAUACAGAACGACGCGGACGAGGCCUCCAAGGACUCAAAGCUGUCCGCUUGA
Messenger RNA from Symbiodinium pilosum, 1062 nucleotides. The record is from the annotation of a GenBank genome assembly. Lineage: Eukaryota; Dinophyceae; Suessiales; Symbiodiniaceae.